Exophiala aquamarina CBS 119918 is the source of this 1356-nucleotide messenger RNA. RefSeq lists its product as uncharacterized. The transcript has 4 exons. Bases 1 to 1356 code for a protein of 451 amino acids. The record is from RefSeq and is a predicted model, not a curated record. NCBI's taxonomy places the organism in Eukaryota, Fungi, Ascomycota, Eurotiomycetes, Chaetothyriales, Herpotrichiellaceae.
AUGACAGGAAGACGCCAAUCCGCUCGGCUUGCAUCUCAGAAUAAUAAUUCUUCCCCACCACACCCUCAGUCUCAGCCAAAAUCGUCACCACCGGCAGGGCGCAAGCGUAAAAACGAAAGCAACGGCACGUCCCCUACCGCCAAACGUGGGAAAACGGUUGUUGAGCCUCAACAAAAGACUUUAGAGGAAACGGUUGCCAAUGAUGGGCCAAAAGAGGCAAAACCAGGGCCUGCUGAGAACGGUGUAAAGCCUCAAGCCAAGCCUGAAAGUGAGCCUGCACCUGCUCAAAAUGACGCUGGCACGGCUCAGCCCAAGAAAGAUGCCCUACUAGAAGAGAAGCCAGCCGAGGAAGCCGAGGAGAAGACAGAGAACAAGCCAGAGGGAAAACCGGAGGAGCAGCCAGAUGAGAAACCACAAGCAGACAACAAGCUCCAUCCAAGCGAAGAACACAAGCCUGAGCAACUAAUGGAAGCAGCACAAGGAGCCACCAACGGCGAAUCUGUUGUGCCCCAGGCGCGAGGCGACGACCAGGUUUCAUCAAGCAUCCUGGAGAAGGGUAUCAUCUACUUCUUUUUCCGGGCCCGUGUCAAUGUGGAUGAUCCGCAAGACGUCAAGGACAUUGCCAGGACCUACAUGAUCCUGCGCCCCAUGCCGCUAGAUGCGAAACUUGGGGAUGGGCCUAUUGGGGAUGACGGCAACUGUCGACUCCUCGCUCUCCCCAAGAAAGUCCUGCCUCUGAGUGGGAAAGACAGAUUUCUGACCUUUGUCGAGAAGGCAAAGACGAGCUUCAGCGAACUCAAGGAUUCCUUCACGUCUGGCUCUGACUAUGCGACAAAGACUGCUGGCACUAGCCACGUACCACCCGUGACUCCUCUGGCUGAGGGCGUCUAUGCCAUCACCUCAACCGGAAGGGAGUCGCAUCUUGCCUACAUCAUCACAAUCCCAGGAGAGCUUGGCGAGGUACAGAAGGACCUCGGGCUCAAAGAGCGUGGCAGUUUUAUCACCAGCGUGAAGAAUCCCAGUGCCCCAGCUCCAAACAAUGCCAGCCUGCCAAAGGGCCCGGGCUAUCCCAAGGAGCUGCUGGACGAGUUCCGCGGCCUGCGUUGGAAACCUCUCGAGCCAAAGUUUCUAGACUACGCCAAUAGUCAGUUCUUGGUGAUUGGUGAAUCCUACGAGAACGCCGUGGAGCAGAGGCCAAAAGAUGAGCGGGAAGGCAACGGCUUGCCAUCAGAUGAGCUGGAGAAGCUAGAGGGCGAGGACGAGAUCCGUGUCAAACACUUGAAAGGUGAUGACGCAGUAUUUGCAGAUCUCGGUAUCACGUCGAUGGAGUAUCCCAAGGUCCCAACAACUUGGUGA